Messenger RNA from Mustela lutreola (European mink), 1753 nucleotides. It is a transcript of the gene CENPK, whose product is annotated as centromere protein K. Gene Ontology annotation, biological process: mitotic sister chromatid segregation; kinetochore assembly. The transcript has 11 exons. Lineage: Eukaryota; Metazoa; Chordata; Mammalia; Carnivora; Mustelidae. Gene Ontology annotation, cellular component: nucleus. Bases 202 to 1023 code for a protein of 273 amino acids. The record is from RefSeq and is a predicted model, not a curated record.
UGGCUGGCGUGGGUAGAAGCGGACCAAUUAGCAAGCAGCGCGCGCAAACUUCCUAGGCUAGGAAGCCUUGUCUACACCAGACUGAGGUGACCUGAAGUCCGUGGCCCUGUGGUGAUAAGGAAACUGAGGCUCAGACUAUUUAAGUGACUUGCCCAAGGUCACACAGCUUUUUUUCUUACAAGGCUAAUUAUUACAAGGCACAUGUCAGUGAAUCAGCAAGAUCUGGAUCCAGACAGUACUACAGAUAUGGAAGAUGUUACAAAUGCUGAAGAAGAACUUAUUAAAGAAUGUGAAGAAAUGUGGAAUGAUAUGGAAGAAUGUCAGAAAAAAUUAUCACUUGUUGGAACUGAGACACUCACUGAUUCAAAUGCUCAGCCAUCAUUAUUAAUUAUGCAAGCGAAAUGUUUGACUGCUGAACUCAGUCAAUGGCAGAAAGAAAGCCCUGAAAUAAUUCCACUGAAUGAAGAAGUUCUAGUGACAUUAGGAAAAGAAGAGUUCCAAAAAUUGAGACAUGAUCUUGAAUUGGUACUCUCUACUAUUCAAUCAAAGAAUGAAAAGUUAAAGGAAGACUUGGAAAGGGAGCAACAGUGGUUUGAUGAACAACAACAGAUACUGGAAUCUCUUAAUGUACUACACAAUGAAUUGAAACAUCAGGUUUUGACAUUUUCUGAAUCCAGAAUCUUUGGUGAGCUGAAAACUAAAAUGCAUGAUAUAAAAGAAUAUAAGGAGAAGCUCUUGGUUACCUUGGGUGAGUUUCUGGAAGAUCAUUUUCCUCUGCCUGAUAGAAAUGUUAAAAAGAAAAAGAAAAAGAAAAACAUUCAAGAAUCAACUGUACAGCUGAUAACACUGCAUGAAAUAUUAGAGAUUCUUUUAAAUAGGUUAUUUGAUGUUCCACAUGAUCCAUAUGUCAAAAUUAGUGAUUCUUUUUGGCCACCUUAUGUUGAGCUGCUCCUUCGUAAUGGAAUUGCCUUGAGACAUCCAGAAGAUCCAACCCGAAUAAGAUUAGAAGCCUUCCAUCAGUAAAAGAUGGUCUCUUUUUUACAGUACUUAACGAAUCUUGUCAUUUAAGGAUAAUAGAAACACUGAGGAUUUACUUGGAUAAAGAACAUUAUUUGCAAAUCAAAGUACGUAGUCCCUCUUCCUUUUAUCCAUAAAAUGGUAUGUGCCAUCUACUAUUCAUUUAUAAAUGGUUCUUUCAAUUCAGUCAGUGCUUUGGUGUUUUCAACCGUAUGGAAAAGAAUGCAAGUAAAACUAUUCUAGACUUAAUCAUUCUAAAAAUUUUGAUAUACCUUCUGCAGUAUUCUUUGGGAAAUUAUUUGUUAAUUUAUAAUAUUGCUUGUGUAAUUUUUUCCUUUUGAAAUUUAUGACAAGUUAUUUUAUGCAUUUUGCGUUCCAUUUGGUGCUUAUAUCUUUAAAUUUAGGAAUUAUAAUGGAAAGUCCAUGUAAUUUGCAGGUAGUUUUUAAAUUGAGAAUAUCUGAUGUAGAUGGAGUACAUAAUUUAAAAGUAUGUAGUCAUUCUGUUCCAUAAAUCCUGCCUUAUUUCUGGAUUUGUUAAAAAUUGGAACAGAAAAAACUAAUGGGUUAGGUAAAGUGAAAACUAUAUUUUAGUAUGUAUUAUAUAACAAGCAAUACUAUAUAUUAAAUCAUUCUUAAUUCUCUUAUUGUUUAAAAAAAAUUGUGUUCAUAAAAUGUUGUUGUUGUUAAUUCUCCAUGACCUUUCUAUAAAUAAAAUUCUCUUAUCUAAAAAUCUCUA